Messenger RNA from Macadamia integrifolia, 653 nucleotides. RefSeq lists its product as uncharacterized. NCBI's taxonomy places the organism in Eukaryota, Viridiplantae, Streptophyta, Magnoliopsida, Proteales, Proteaceae. The coding region runs from base 91 to 258 and encodes 55 amino acids. The transcript is spliced from 3 exons. The record is from RefSeq and is a predicted model, not a curated record.
CCUUGUUACCAUUGGUGAAGAGAGAGAGAGAGAGAGAGCGCAACAGAGGAGGAGAAAGCUAGGGCGAGUGGGAAGAAGACAAUAACAGAGAUGCCAAAAUUUGAUCCAUGGCCGGUGUUCUUCAAGCGAGAGUGGAACCGGAACUGGCCUUUCUUGGUCGGUUUCGCCAUCACCGGCACCAUCAUCACCAAGCUUUCUCUUGGGCUCACUGAGGAGGAUGCUAAGAAUUCCCCUUUCGUUCAGAGGCACAAGAGGUGAAUAUUGGGACUCCUGAUGUAGUUCCAGGUAGUAAUUUUGCGUGGAUGGGAGGCUUGGCUGUUUGUGUCUGAUUUGUGAUCAAAUAACAAAUUGUUACAAUGAUCAAGAUCUUUUUUUUUUUUGGAUUUAAUUUUUUAGGCUGUCCUUUUGAUUUGAAUAAGGUUGAACUUCGUUGAUUCUAGAAACAUUCAAGGCUGGGCUUGUCGCUUGAUUGAAUAUUAACAUGGAGACCUAGAAAGUGCUGAGUAGACAGAGUAGUAUCUUUGUUCUCAUCAUUCAGCCAGUGGUUCUUGUAUGUUUCCAACUUUAAACGAACCCUGUUGGCUACUAUCUCAUAUGCAAACUUUUUGUUUUAUGGGAUUUAGUGAAAAGUUUAGAAUUGCAAUUUCAUUGAA